Messenger RNA from Frieseomelitta varia, 973 nucleotides. RefSeq names its product ATP synthase subunit s, mitochondrial. The record is from RefSeq and is a predicted model, not a curated record. The transcript is spliced from 5 exons. Lineage: Eukaryota; Metazoa; Arthropoda; Insecta; Hymenoptera; Apidae. Bases 280 to 849 code for a protein of 189 amino acids.
UAUGCUGCUGAACAUUCAAUGCUUUUUCCAUGCUUUUGGAAGAUAACUGACUUGACUAUCUUAUCAUUAUUCAUACGACGUUCGAGUCAAUUUAAUGAUUACAAACAGUGCCACAGAUAAGUGACCAUAUAAUUAAAUGCAAUACUGCUUUGAUCUAUUAUGAGUUAAUUGGAUAGUUUAACUUUCACAUUGUGCUAACCUAAUCUACAUUUUUGUAACGCCAACGCUUUAGUAAUAUUAUAAUUAUUCAACAAUAUUAUUGUCAGGAAUAAAACAGCAAUGACAGUCUAUACAUUAAGCAGAUUAACACCUUUAAUCCAAAAUAUAAAACAUCAAGCCAGGCCUUUCUUUUACUGGCUUGUCGUUGUAUUCAAUAGAAUUGAUGCAGAACGUAUAAAGGAAAUUGGUCCAGAUCGUGCUUGCGCAGAAUGGCUUUUAAAAAAUGGAGCUUAUGUUAGAUGGAAAAAUUUUACUGAACCAUUGACUGAUUAUAAUGCAUUACCAACUAGUGGAAACUAUUAUAUUGAAGCUAUUGAAGCAAAUGAUGCUGGAAUAUGUGAUUUAGGAUUUCCAUAUCUCGAAGGAUGCAAGCAUAUAAAAGAUAUAAAAUUGGAAAGCUGUAGAUAUAUAAAUAAUAGAGCUAUGCCAUAUUUAUCGCUUGUUCAAGAUUCAUUAACUAAUUUAGAAAUUAUAAAGUGUAAAAGUAUUGAUGAGAAUGGUCUACGUCACUUGAAAGUAUUGAAAAAUUUAAAACAGUUAAAAAUCAAAGGAUUACCAGCCAUUACGGAUAGUGUUGCUCAUGAUGAACUUGUCAAGGCUUUACCCAAUUGUAAAAUAGACUUUGAAUGAAUAUUUUAUUAUUAAUGAAAUUAAUUGUAAAUAGACUUUGAGUAUAUUUUAUUAUUCGUUAAAUUAUUUUUGAUGGAUAUUUUUAAAAAGUGUGCGUAAAUAAAAUGUAAUAAAAUAUAACUGU